UUGGCUAGAGCUGCAUGAUGUCAGACAGUUACCCGGAAAAGUGACAUGCUGACAGAGAUUGUGAUCAUGUCCAGUGAAGAGCUGCUGUCUGUGGAUUAUGAGGUGUUAGGGCGAGUGCAGGGUGUGUUCUUCAGAAAAUACACACAGGCAGAGGGUAAGAAGCUGGGACUGGUUGGUUGGGUUCAGAACACUGAUGCUGGAACAGUUCAAGGGCAGCUGCAGGGUUCCGCUUCUAAAGUCCAGGAGAUGCAGCACUGGCUCCAGACCAUCGGCAGUCCUCAAUCUCGAAUCACCAAAGCGGAGUUCAAGAAUGAGCACACGGUUGACAAACUGGAUUUCAAGGAUUUCAAAGUAGUGCGUUGAUGUAUUUAGUAUUUAUGUAUGUAGAUAUGUAGGUUAUUUAUUUUAGGCUUUAAUAUGGUAUGUUUCACACACUUGCCCAUUGCCUGUUACUGAGAAAGAUACGAGAAAGCAGAACAAACCGCAGUACAUCUUAUUCCAGAAAAGUGUUUUAGGUUGAAUCUGUAUUGACUUUAAAUCUAAUUUCUGAGAUUUCUGAGACGCUAACAGACACAGACACUGUGCUUCUGUAACAUCAAAUUAUGUUGUGUCUAUAUCCUUUAUGUCAAAGGACUAAAAGAAUAAUAUUUAAAUGUUCAUGAAGUAGGUUGUAAAACACUUCAACACAAGCAGAUGUGUUUCAUUCAUCAAAUUAGUUGACAGUUUAAAGAUGUACAGUGUAUUUAGAAGUUUAAUAGCACAUGGAAGUGAUUUAAAGAACACAUGUCCGUUUUCACCAUAUUAAAACAAACUUGA
Messenger RNA from Triplophysa dalaica, 816 nucleotides. RefSeq names its product acylphosphatase 1, erythrocyte (common) type (gene acyp1). Gene Ontology annotation, molecular function: acylphosphatase activity. Bases 46 to 363 code for a protein of 105 amino acids. NCBI's taxonomy places the organism in Eukaryota, Metazoa, Chordata, Actinopteri, Cypriniformes, Nemacheilidae. The record is from RefSeq and is a predicted model, not a curated record. The transcript is spliced from 3 exons.